GCAGUUCACAGAAGAUAUGAUUCCUACAGUAGGCUUCAAUAUGAGGAAAAUAACAAAAGGAAAUGUUACCAUAAAGGUGUGGGACAUUGGAGGGCAGCCAAGGUUUCGAAGCAUGUGGGAGCGUUAUUGCAGAGGAGUCAAUGCAGUUGUUUACAUGGUGGAUGCAGCAGACUUAGAAAAAGUAGAAGCUUCAAAGAAUGAGCUACACAGUUUGAUAGAUAAGCCACAAUUGCAUGGAAUUCCAGUGUUGGUCCUUGGAAAUAAAAGAGACCUCCCAGGUGCACUGGAUGAAAAGCAGUUAAUUGAGAAAUUAAACCUUUCAGCUAUUCAAGACAGAGAAAUCUGUUGCUAUUCUAUUUCCUGUAAAGAGAAGGAUAACAUUGACAUAACAUUACAGUGGCUUAUUCAGCACUCCAAAUCAAGACACUGUUGAAGAAAACUCUUGCUGAAGAAAAUUCCCAAUCACUUUGACUCCUAUCAGCUAUAAACGUGAAAAGAUAAAGAAUGCAAGUGCAAACUACCAGGACUCACUUUGAUUCUAUUUGUUAACAGAAGUAAAACUGAGUUACAGCUUGUCUAUCUUGGUUCUUUUUUAAAAAAUCCAGAUACUUGUCUGCCUACAUGAAAUUCCUGAAAGCCUUAAUCCAAAACUGAAAGAAAUCAAUACUUUUUUUGGGCUGAAAUGUUUUAAGUUUAUGCAUGUGAAUUGUCAAAUACUUAGUGAUUUUUUUUCUAAUUUGAAACCGAAUAAACUGCACAGUGGAAA
This is a messenger RNA of Chaetura pelagica (chimney swift), 766 nucleotides long. Its product is annotated as ADP-ribosylation factor-like protein 8A. The record is from RefSeq and is a predicted model, not a curated record. The transcript has 6 exons. Gene Ontology annotation, cellular component: lysosomal membrane. Gene Ontology annotation, biological process: protein transport; anterograde axonal transport. Bases 17 to 433 code for a protein of 138 amino acids. NCBI's taxonomy places the organism in Eukaryota, Metazoa, Chordata, Aves, Apodiformes, Apodidae. Gene Ontology annotation, molecular function: GTP binding; GTPase activity.